CAAAGAGUCUCAGAAACUCUGAUGGGAUCCAAAGCACGCGAUCACAGUCAUCCUGAUGGAGAAACAUCUGGUUUCUGAGGACUCGGUUCAGUGCAGGAGCAGAAACGAUGCAGCGAGACCGAUGUGCUCCGUUACUCCACAUCAGCAGAUGAACGAGUGUGUGUUACUGCGUCAGUGCGCUGAAAUCAUAGACGAGGAGGAAGGACACAAGAUGACGAGGCCUGAUGCUUUUAUCUCGCUGGACGCUGAGGCUGACGUCUCUGCGAGGAGAAGAAAACCAACCCUCGUUAGAUCCAAAACAUUUGAUCCGUCACUUCUUCUGCAAGUCCAGAGUGACUCCGAAUCAAAGUGUGAACGCAGGAAGCCGCAGUCAUGUCAGUCUCUGCGCACUAAUAUCCAGUACCACAAAGUUUUUAAAGACAUAAGUGAAGAUGAACAACUCAGACAGAGUUACACAUGCGCGCUGCAGAAGGACAUUCUGUACCAAGGAAGGCUGUUUGUGUCCGAUAACUGGAUCUGUUUCCAUUCCAAAGUGUUCGGAAAAGACACUAAGAUUGCGAUUCCAGUUGCUUCAGUAACAGUCAUCAAGAAAACAAAAACUGCCAUCUUGGUGCCAAACGCACUGGUUAUUUCUACAGCACUCGAGCGGCAUGUGUUUGUUUCGUUUCUGUCUCGAGACACAACCUAUAAGGUUUUGAUGUCUGUUUGCCCUCAUCUGGUUGAGAAGAGUCCUGGGAUCAGUCAAAUCCCGUCCCAGAGCCUGAGAGGACAUCCGGUGUCUCUGCCGAUGGAUUUCACUGCAGAUCUGUCGGAUUUGGACGGUCCGGUCAGACAGACGGGUCAGCAAAUGGACGACAGCAGCAGCUCUGACUGUCCAGAGUCACCGGAUUUCGUCAAAACCCCGAAAUUCCAGAAACGAUCCCAAGCUUUCAUUGAAGUGGCUAAAAGAGACAGUGAACUGGAUUCUCACCCACAACAAGAAACCAACGCCACUGCAAACUUACCGUACACUGGUUCUACAGGAUCAGAGGUGGAGUUCAUGAAAACACUGCGGCCGGUGUCACUCUCACUGAACGCUCUGGUGUUGAUCUGUCUGUCUCUGGUUUGUGUCCUGCUGUUGUCCUCCUGUUACAUGGCGUUUAAGAUCGUGUCUCUUGAGGAACGUCUGACGUCUCUCGUGUCAAUGGAGUUUCCCCAGAAAAGGAGGUGGUUUGCGAAGGAUCUCUUUCAGCUCGGCAUUGUAAAGAGUGAGAUUGUGAAAGAGCGUGUUGUGUUAUAUGCUAAUGUGACUGAAUGUCAUCGCUCCUCUCCACAGAAAACCAUUGUUUCUCUCUGA
Messenger RNA from Sinocyclocheilus anshuiensis, 1336 nucleotides. RefSeq names its product GRAM domain containing 2B (gene gramd2b). Gene Ontology annotation, cellular component: cytoplasmic microtubule. The record is from RefSeq and is a predicted model, not a curated record. Lineage: Eukaryota; Metazoa; Chordata; Actinopteri; Cypriniformes; Cyprinidae. Bases 56 to 1336 code for a protein of 426 amino acids. The transcript has 13 exons.